Molecule: messenger RNA, 2368 nt
Organism: Erpetoichthys calabaricus (reedfish)
Lineage: Eukaryota; Metazoa; Chordata; Cladistia; Polypteriformes; Polypteridae
Gene: svopl
Product: SVOP-like
Exons: 15
Coding region: 192-1556 (454 amino acids)
Biological process (GO): transmembrane transport
Cellular component (GO): membrane
Molecular function (GO): transmembrane transporter activity
Source: RefSeq, a predicted model, not a curated record
CACAGGCGCCUCUCCGAGAUCCUAAGCAGCAGCGGGCAGCGUCACCCGCAACCCUUCCGAGGAUGGAGCCGACAAACUGCGAAGUAAAUGUGGCCUGACUCCCAGCUGUACCUUUUCGAUUGAAUUUUAAUCGAGUUCAGAUCUAUAGAAACUGGCAUGAAAUAUCUGAGUGCAAUAGGAAGGACACAGCAAUGUUCCAAAAACAAAAUAAAGAUGAGCAGUUGGUCAGUGCCAUUCAUCUGGAAGAAUUUGACCAAGAAACCAAGAAAUCCCCUAGCCCGGAAGAUAAAACUUAUACCAUAGAAGAAGCUGUGGAAACAAUUGGAUUUGGUCGAUUUCACAUUCUGCUUUUUCUUAUUAUGGGAAGUACAAGUAUAGUUGAAGCUACUGAGAUAAUGCUCCUGGCUGUUGUGUCCCCUGCCAUUCGCUGCGAGUGGCGCUUGAGUGACUGGCAAGUUGCUCUGGUUACAACUAUGGUAUUUCUUGGCUUUAUGGUGUGCAGUUUCAUCAGUGGAUUUGUAGCUGAUAGAUAUGGACGAUGGAAGGUUGUCUUUGGAUGCUUCAUUUGGGGACUGUAUUUUUCAUUGCUGACCUCAUUUUCCCCUUCAUAUGGAUGGUUUGUCUUCCUGCGUGUUAUGGUGGGCACUGGUGUGUCUGGUCAUUCCCAAGGGUUUGUUUUAAAAACUGAAUUUAUGCCAGCUAAAUACAGAAGCUCCUUACUGCCCUUGGCAACGAUAUUUUGGCUAAUUGGCUCAUUGCUUGUAAUUGUCCUGGCAUUUGCAAUUAUUCCUUCUUUUGGAUGGCGAUGGUUGAUAAGAAUUUCAACAAUUCCCAGCAUAAUCUUAAUUGUUCUGUUUAAGUUUAUUCCUGAAUCUGCCAGAUACAAUGUUUCAGCAGGAAAUACAAAGGAAGCUGUUAAAACCCUGGAACACAUUGCCAAAAUGAAUCGUUCCUCUUUGCCGGAAGGAAGACUGGUAGAGCCAAUUGUGGAAAGGCGAGGGCAUUUCCUUGACUUAAUGGAUUCCACUUACCGGAGGACAACGCUUAUAAUGUGGUAUUCAUGGGUUGUGACCUCUUUUUCUUACUAUGGUGCCAUAUUGGCUAGCUCAGAGCUAUUGGAGCGAAAGCUGCUUUGUGUUACCAACGCUGACCACCCCCCCAAGGUGCUAAACUCAGACAGUGCUCCUUGUUAUUGUCAUAUGUUUGGAACUUCAGAAUACUACACAAUGUUAAUUAGCACCCUUGGGGAAAUAGCAUUUGUACCUGUGAAUAUACUAAUGCUGAAUGUAUUCGGAAGGAGAUUCUGUUUGGCAUUAUCCAUGGCUUUGACAGGAGUAUUUUUCUUACUGCUUAAUAUUUGUACAACAAGUGCAGGAUUUACUGCUUUGCUUUUUAUUCUCCGUUCCCUGGUGUCUGCCAAUUUUAACACUGUUUACAUAUAUACUGCAGAGGUCUAUCCAACUUCAAUCCGUUCUGUAGGAAUGGGGGCCUGCACUGCAUGCAGUCGUUUAGGAGGGAUGAUAGCACCCUUUAUAGCACAGGCAAGUGGUGUAUGACUUCUUCUGACAAAAUAAGCUCUAAUUAAGAUCAAAAGUGGCAACGUUUGUAACCAGCUCUUAGUAAAAGUAGUGUUUAGUGUUUUUCAACAAGCAGUAAUUUGGAUGUCGUGUUAUAUAAUGUAUUACUCCAAUGGUUAAAAGAAAAUAUGUGCAUCUGGGGUUCAGCGACAUGCAUCCAUGCCGUUUCCAUCCUAAUAGGCCACAUCUCCCCACAAUCCUAGAACAGAUUAUGACAGAUUAUUAAUAACAUGAAUUCUGCGAUACUGUUACAGAGUAGUGUUAAAUGAGACGUCUACUUCAUGAACAGAGUAAUUCAGGUGCAAUUUCCAUUAAUUUUACCUGAUAAAUAACACCAUUUUCUGUGAUGUUUUGCAGGUUCUAAUAUCUAAGUCUGUAAUAACAGCUUUGUGUCCAUUUGCCAUUGCUUGUCUUGCCUGUGUGGCUGCUGCCUUAUUUUUACCCAUUGAGACCAAAAACCGUGCUCUUCAGCAAACAUCCUGACCUGGUGCCUUUUAAUAAAAAUCAGAGUUACUGUAUACUGUUUGUUUUUUUUUGUUUUUUUAUGAAGGUAUCCAUUCUUAUUGACUAUGCAGAUUUUACCAUAUUUUAAAGAAUUUUCAGGAAUUUGAAUAAAUUUGAAUUUGAAGUGUCUCAAAACCAGAUGAUAUGGACAACUGCUGGAUUAGUUGUGUUUUUAUUACAGAAAGUGUAAAUGUUGAUUUUUGUUAACUUCUAAACAAAUAAAAUGAAAAAUCUUGUUCAUAUUAUUCUGUAUACAAAUAAAAUAUUUAUUUGGCAGCUAGCCUGUA